Molecule: messenger RNA, 1919 nt
Organism: Drosophila willistoni
Lineage: Eukaryota; Metazoa; Arthropoda; Insecta; Diptera; Drosophilidae
Product: low-affinity glucose transporter HXT4
Exons: 3
Coding region: 290-1888 (532 amino acids)
Biological process (GO): transmembrane transport
Cellular component (GO): membrane
Molecular function (GO): transmembrane transporter activity
Source: RefSeq, a predicted model, not a curated record
UAUUUAUAGAUAAUCAAAAGUAUCAAUCACUUAUCCUUAUCAUAAUCUUUGACAUUUCUGGCCAUGAAUCACAGCCAAAGUUGUGGCCCAUAGAAUACCCCAUGUAUCUAACAACUGAUUACUGAUAUCUAUAUACAUAUAUAAAUGUGUGUAUUAUAUAUUAUUAAGAUAUCGAUAUGCCGAAAGCAAAGGUGUUCUUUUUGUACAUUUUCUAUGUAAUAUCAGUUAUCAUACAGACACUCGAAACGAAAGUGCCUCUCGAAGAGGAAUAAGUUUUUGUUUUUAUAUAAUGGAAAAGACUUAUGUUACCGCGGGGCCCUUGCCCCAGCAGCAGGAGACACAUUUUGGGGCACCUCCACCAAACUAUGGACAACAGACUGCAAAUACAACAUAUUUUGUGACGGGUUCAGUGCCUCCAGUUGUGCAACCAACAACAGCAACAACAACUCGAACAAUAUUUGUAACAACUGCCCCCGCAGGACCUCCCCCACCACCACCACCAACACAAAAUGUAAAUGUAAUCAUCAAUAAUAACUCUCAAUCACAGAAGCGACAAAGGCAAAUGGUGGGCACUGCUUCCACUUUAUUUCUUUAUGGCGGCAUGGAUAUGGCACAGGGUUUGGGCUGGAGCUACUACUCCGGUUUCGAAAUAACACCUGAAUAUAACUACAGCUGGUUUAUAGGUGUCAUCAUUGGAGCAGUUGUUGCCUCAUUGUGUGUGCAGUUUUUACCCAAAACUGUUUUCUAUGUUCUUGGCAAUAUAAUGGAACUAAUCGAUGCCAUUAUCUUUGUCAGUGCUCCAUAUGAAUAUGAACCGAUAUUGGCAGCACGCUGGUUGGGUGGAGUGGGCAUUGGCCUGAUCACGGUACCAUUUCUCAUACACAGCUCAGAGGCGGCCAGUCCUAAUAAUCGUGGACUUGUCAGUGGAUCUGAACAAUUGGGCCUCAGCCUGGGCAUGGCCAUUCAAGUGAUAUAUAAUUCACAAUGGGAAUAUGAAUAUUUGAAUAUGGCUUCAAAUCGUGUACAUGGCAUCUUUGGCAUUAUAUUCUCGGCCAUUGCACUGGGCAGUCUGUCAAUGUCCGUGGAAUCGCCGACUUUCUAUAUAACCCGCAAUCAAGAGUCCAAGGGCCGUGAGUGUCAACGUAUUCUGUUGGGCGGACCUCUGUGCUCGGAUGUUUUGUUGGACUCAACCUACGGUGAGGCCAAAUUGUAUGUGGUUGAGGGAGAGUCGGAGAGCAUAGGCCAUCAAUUGGGUGCAUCGGUGAUGCCAUUCCUGAAGAUGCUGCUCUUUCGCAGUAUCGUUGCCUUUUCCUUCUCGACUCCACUGACCUGCGCUUUAUUAUGGAGUAGCUACGAGUAUUUGGGCUACAAUCACGGUUGGACCUUAUUCGUCUAUGGCUUGUUGCGUUUUGUUGGCACCGCUCUCGGUGUUGGUUUCUCCGACUGGCCGGGACGUAAGUUCACCUCGCUUUUGGGUCUAACCUGCAUGGCUGCCUUAAUGCUGGGCAUUGCUGGCAUCUAUGGCGAACCAUCGCAUCAGACUAGUUGGUAUUUCAUGACUCAGGUGAGUCAUCUUUGCAUGGCCUUUCAGAUUUUUGCUGGCUUCUAUGUUGCUACCUCAUCCGUUUAUCUGGGUGAAGCGUUUCCCAUGAAAACCAAACCUUAUUUGAUUGCCCUGAUCGUUUGCAUUGAGCAGAUUAUACACAUUAUUGUCUUGGUUAGCUUCUUGGAUGUGUUUGUCAUCGAGUUUCGUUAUUUUGUGGCUGUCGGCAUUAUCAUGGUGGUGGCACUGAUAGCCUUUGCUGUCCUAAUGCCAGAGACUCGGGGCAUGACAUUGCGGGAGGCGGGCAAAAGAUUCCGUCGCGUUCAUGAUGUUGCUGCUUAUUAGAAAAAUAAAUGAACAAAAACCACAAAAAGUA